UGAAUUCUUCAUAGUGUACUUAGUCAAAGAUAAUAAAUCUUUUUGAUAGAUUUAUCGUUACUUAUCGGCGGAUGGAUAUAAACGAGCAAGUACGGCCCCUUGAUUACAUGUUACAAAUAACCGUGCAUACAAAUAACCGUAUUAUUGGUUGGGGAUGCGCCGUCGUGAAUAUCACGAUUUAAUUUAUGCGGUGUAAUACAAGUGAUACAGAUGUGUCGCGUAAAUAUGUAACGUCGAAUGUAUGCCUGUAAUAUUAUCUUCCAUCUCUGCGCGAGCUCCCCAACUGCUCUUAUCAGAUAUAUCGCGUAAUCUCUCAUUUACCCAGAAUUGUUAUCGGCCUAAGUUUUUUCACUCGCACCAUGCGAGACCACGCAGUAUCGCGAGUGCGUUCACGUCGAAACGAAACUCACAUGAGUAUGGAACGAAAUAUGAGUAAUCACGUUCACACAAUAGUGAGCCGUAGCGUGCCUUGCUACUUCUGCAAUGAAUUUCUGGAAGAGAAGUACUUGUCGGAACAUAUGACGCACUGCGCGUCCAUUUUGGAGGAAUGCUCGAACAAGUGCGGCGUUUAUGUGCCUCGUAAAUACCUGGAAGGUCAUCAGAAAUCAUGCGUCAAAAGAAUGUCGAAAAAAAUCAACCAAACGAGAGACGCCGAAGACUCGGUGUGGAAAGAGAAAGUAUUCUCGAUAUUAACGCUACUGCGUCUGGCCAUCGAUCAUGGAGAAAAGGAGCGGGUUUACCUGCACGAAGCGUUCUCGAGAAAUUUGAACUUGCUGCAUUCUCAGCAGGAAUCUCUCGCUGCGUUGCAGUCGAGCAUCGUAGAGGCAGUCGAGGAGGCUCGUGUCAACAACUCUUUACUGUGUCGGAGAUUGGAUGAUUUGGAGAUUAUCACUGACAACGCACAGCAUCGCACCAGCGUGAGUUUCCGACAAAUCUCCGAGCAGCUGAAACUGUUCGGGGGAGAAUUGACUGGCGAACGAGGUAAGCACGAGCGUGUGCUGGACGAUUGGUUCAAAGAAUUGAGAGAUCUCAAAACGUUCGUUGCCAAAGAGGGUGUGCGCGUGAGCGACAUGUGGCAAGAGCAGACACAGCGUAUCAAUGAUCUAAAGCUCGAAUUGGAGAUGAGAUGCAAGGACUCGAAAGAAUUGACGUCCAAGCACGACACCUUGUCGAAAGACAUGGAUAAUCUGCUCGAAGUAGUUCGCAAGCUUUCCGAGGACAUGGCCAGACAGAAGUCCGAUCUGAAAGGCCUGAAGUUUCAAAUAAAGGAGAAUCUUAAGUACCUCGAGGAGUUGAUCGCGGAUAAUUCCAGAGCAGAAUCUCCGGCGAGUUCGUGUGUCUGCGCGGCGGAAAAGGACGAAUGCGGCUCGACAAAUGGUCAUAUUAUAUGGCGAAUCGAUGGUUACAGGGAGAUGAUGAACGAGGCCAAGGAGAACGAUCGUGCACUCUACAGUCCAAUAUUUUUUAAUAAGAAAUACGGCUACACUCUACGAAUUGAGUUAUUUCUGAACGGCAAAGGUCAAUGGAAAGAUCGUCACAUCAUCGGUUGUCUACGCGUGGAAAGUGGCAAAUGGGAUCCUCUGCUUGAUUGGCCUUGUGUACUCAAAGCCUCCGUAGUCCUUCGCGAUCAAGACAAUCCUGCGAACGACGUGAAAAAAAUCGUAAAAACCAUUGGCCGACAUAAGGAUGAUUCAGAUGAUCCUGAUAAGAAAUCCGACUUCUAUAUGUUCAUCCCUCAUACGACGCUGAGCAGAUAUCCCGGUUAUACGAAGAAUAACGCCAUGUUUUUCGAUAUACAAGUGCGGGAUGUAAAAGCGAGUGCUUCGAUGACGUCAUUAGUAGCUCAGUGAUUGUACUAUCUUUAACGAUUAAUUUGCCAAUGAUUAAUCUAAUGUUAAUGAUGAAAAGCAAUGAAUAAUAAAUGAUAAUAUAUAA
Harpegnathos saltator (Jerdon's jumping ant) is the source of this 1935-nucleotide messenger RNA. Its product is annotated as TNF receptor-associated factor 2. Lineage: Eukaryota; Metazoa; Arthropoda; Insecta; Hymenoptera; Formicidae. Bases 360 to 1850 code for a protein of 496 amino acids. Gene Ontology annotation, molecular function: protein binding. The transcript has a single exon. The record is from RefSeq and is a predicted model, not a curated record.